Molecule: messenger RNA, 720 nt
Organism: Babesia ovata
Lineage: Eukaryota; Apicomplexa; Aconoidasida; Piroplasmida; Babesiidae
Product: 50S ribosomal L11 methyltransferase, putative
Exons: 1
Coding region: 1-720 (239 amino acids)
Source: RefSeq, a predicted model, not a curated record
AUGGCUGAAAUUGUGGGACUCGCCAAUAGGUGGAAGGAAGCCUACACCAAACGUAUCAAGCAAACCCCGGAGGAAAAGCAAGCCGUUUUGGCCGCAAUUGCGGAGUUCCCAUUACCGGAUCCUAAUGUAUUCGUGCCGCCUCCCAAUGCUCAAGAUGAGGACAAGCCGACAGAAGAGGAGCUAUCACAGAUUAAUGAAGCGUCGAUCAGAAGCAUGGCCAGCAGCACGCGAUUGUUUGCAUUAGCCGUGCGGAAAAUACUAGAAGUGCUGCAUGGGAUGGCGGACAAGGCGUACCCGGACCCAGCAGUGGCCACCGAACGUAAACUGAUGUUGCAGAGAUUGUCGGCAUUCCUUGGGAUGUCCCUGGAAGCGUUCGUCAUUGAAGUCCGCAUGACGGUUUGGGAUGGCACCAAGGCGGCAUUUGUGAACCCUCACGCCGGCACCGACUACCUCGCAGCAGUUGGACGUGGAGCACUCAGAGAAAUGGUGAGCGACGUCAUACCGUACAACGACGAGGACCUAAAGGCCAUCGUAGGACGAUUCUACGCGUUGGCUACGGACAUGCAGAUACAUAUCGACAUAGACGUGUCAGAAAACGAAACAUUCGUCAAAGAGGGGAAGAAAAACAUAGUAGAUUCCCUCGUGCGCGAAGAGAUGAUAGCCAUCGCCGAACCCUAUUUGAUGGACUGCGGCGCGGCGAUUAAAAAGCGCAAGGUAUAA